This is a messenger RNA of Scedosporium apiospermum, 927 nucleotides long. RefSeq lists its product as uncharacterized. NCBI's taxonomy places the organism in Eukaryota, Fungi, Ascomycota, Sordariomycetes, Microascales, Microascaceae. Gene Ontology annotation, cellular component: SAM complex. The record is from RefSeq and is a predicted model, not a curated record. The coding region runs from base 1 to 927 and encodes 308 amino acids. Gene Ontology annotation, biological process: mitochondrion organization. The transcript is spliced from 2 exons.
AUGGCCGAGCCACCCCCAGAACCCGCAAACCCCCCUACAACCUCGGCGCCCGCCGCGCAACAGUCCACAACCUCCCGCCGCCCCUACACCAACAUCUUUGCCGUCCCGGAGCCCAUCCGCCGCCUCUUCAAGCGCUUUCCCCUCCGGACAUAUCCCGAAAACGGCCUUCCGGUACGCUGUGCGAUAGCCCCGAAGGAGGUGCCCGUUCUCUUCGUCUUUGCCGAUGACGAGGCUGCUAGGGCCGGCGCGCCGAGCUUCAACCCGACAUGUCUAAAGUGGCAGACAUUACUUAAAAUCUCCGGCAUCCAAUUCCACAUCCACCCCUCCAACAACCACGCCUCCCCCACCGGCGCCCUCCCCUUCCUCCUCACCCCCUCCCAAACUACCAUCCCAGCCUCGAAACUCUCCCUCUACGUCGCCACGCACGCAACGACCCCCGCGUCGACGACUCCCCCGCCACGCGCAGAAACCUACCUCUCCCUCCUCGACUCGGCCCUCCGCCCCGCCUACCUCUACGCCCUCUACCUCUCUAAAUCGAACGCGCCUCUCCUCGCCUCCCUCUACCUCGACUCUUCCCUACCCCGCCCCGUCCGCGCUUCGAUAACGCACACCCUUCGAACCGCCGCCGAAGAGGAAAUCCUCACAUCUACGCGCCGCCAGGCCCUCGACCCGCCUUACAUCUACGCUGAAGCGGAGGCGGCGCUGGUUGCGUUGCGAGACGUCCUGGAGGCUUCGGAGACGGAGUGGUUCUUUGGAGAGAAGGAGACGACGGUGUUUGAUGCCGCGGUAUUUGCCUAUACGAAUGUUUUGCUGGAUGAGAGGCUGGCGUGGGGCGAUGCCAGGUUAACCGAGGUGGUGAGAGCGUUCGAGGCACUUGUUGCGCAUAGGGAGAGGAUUCUAGGGAGGUAUUGGCCUGAAUUGAUAUGA